This is a messenger RNA of Mesorhabditis belari, 813 nucleotides long. NCBI's taxonomy places the organism in Eukaryota, Metazoa, Nematoda, Chromadorea, Rhabditida, Rhabditidae. The record is from the annotation of a GenBank genome assembly.
AUGGAAGGAGUCACGCAUUUACUUCACGAAUUACCAGAGUUAAUUGUAGAGUUCUACUUUCACAACUUUCUACCUAAAGCAAAGCUCUUCACUGGGAGAAUGACUAUCGCCAAGAAGCAUCGCCAAUCUCCGAUCGACAUUCGAACCGAGAAAGUCUGUUGUGAUCCGAAAGUUUGUCAGGUAAACUCUCUUCAUAUCGAUUAUAAAAUGGGUGAUUGUGUCGACGUGGAGUGCAGUGAAUCGGGAUGGAAAGUGAAUGUGGCAAAGAAUUGUCAGAGUUUUCUCACCGGCUCUCACCUUGAGGGAAAGUAUGAAUUGGCUCAAUUCCACGCGCAUUGGAGUUACGAUGGAACGAGGGGAAGUGAGCAUAUGAUUGACGGGAAACCACAAGCUGCUGAGGUGCACUUUGUCUUUUGGAACACAAAAUAUUCAAAUAUCAACGAGGCAUUGGAGAAGCCGGACGGAUUGGCUGUUGUUGGAGUGUUUAUACAUGAAGGAUUAUACAAUGAAAACUAUCAGCCAUUAUUAGAUGCAAUUAAAAGGUCGAAUGAAAGCGAUACCCCGGCUGCUCUUCCACACGAGUUUACCAUUGAGCAAUUGAUGCCUGAUCAUGGUGAACGAGAUUUUGUGACGUAUUUGGGGUCAUUAACCACUCCACCAUACAACGAAUCUGUCAUCUGGACGCUUUUCACAAAACCGAUUGAGGUUUCUAAAGAUCAGUUGAACGUUUGUCGGAAGAUCUGUGGCUGUAACUAUCGCCCUUGUCAAGAGCUCUGUGAACGCCAAAUCAUCUCCUCUACCGUACUCCACGAU